Molecule: messenger RNA, 267 nt
Organism: Fusarium verticillioides 7600
Lineage: Eukaryota; Fungi; Ascomycota; Sordariomycetes; Hypocreales; Nectriaceae
Exons: 6
Coding region: 1-267 (88 amino acids)
Biological process (GO): mitochondrial electron transport, ubiquinol to cytochrome c
Source: RefSeq, a predicted model, not a curated record
AUGGUCUCCUACACUCCCAUCCGCAUGUCGGAAUUCAAGAGCAACUAUGGUCCUAAGUACCAUUCUCAACCCAACAUUGCUGGCAUCACCCCCCAGGCUGCCUUCCGAAUUGGCUCCCGUCUGGCUAUGUACGGUGCUCCCGCCGCUGUUGCUGUCCUCCUCUUCGCCAACGGUAUUCCCCGUGUGCAGCGCGACGUUCUCCAGAAGAUCCCUUUCCUUGGCAACUAUUUCCGAAAGGAGAUCCACCCCGCCGACAACCCUUUCUAA